CGCCGCCGCCGUGCGCCGCGGGCUGCGCCAUGGCCGCCUUACGGCCGGGAGCCCGGGUCUGCCGCCCGCCGCUGCGCCGCGCCCUGGCCGACUGCGGCCGUCGGCUCGGCCCGGAGCGCGGGGCGGAGCGCGGGGACGCGGCGCCGAGCCGGGUCUGUCCUCCAAGAUUCUGCCCUCCAAGAAAAUCUUGCCAUGACUGGAUUGGACCCCCAGAUAAAUAUUCAAACCUCCGACCUGUUCAUUUCCAUGUCCCAGAAAAUGAAUCACCAUUGGAACAAAAGCUUAGAGAAUUAAGACAGGAAACACAGGAAUGGAACCAGCAGUUCUGGGCCAACCAGAAUUUGGCUUUUAGUAAGGAAAAAGAAGAAUUCAUUCGCUCUAGACUGAAAACUAAAGGCCUGGGCCUGAAAACGGAUGCAGGUCAAAAAGGAACAUUGUCUGCAGAAGAAAUGGCUGACUUCUACAAGGAAUUUUUGAGUAAAAAUUUUCAGAAGCACAUGUGUUAUAACAGAGACUGGUACCAGCGUAACUUCACCAUCACCUUCCUCAUGGGGAAGGUGGCCUUGGAGAGGAUUUGGAGCAAGCUGACACAGAAGCAAGGGAAGAGGAACAGCUCCGACUCCUGACCGCCAGCCUGGCCACUGGCCAGGGCCCCGGAGACCUUGUCAGGAAUGUUGUAACUAAAGCUCUGAGCACUGGG
Perognathus longimembris pacificus (Pacific pocket mouse) is the source of this 700-nucleotide messenger RNA. Its product is annotated as cytochrome c oxidase assembly factor 8. NCBI's taxonomy places the organism in Eukaryota, Metazoa, Chordata, Mammalia, Rodentia, Heteromyidae. The transcript has 5 exons. Gene Ontology annotation, cellular component: mitochondrion. Gene Ontology annotation, biological process: intrinsic apoptotic signaling pathway. The record is from RefSeq and is a predicted model, not a curated record. The coding region runs from base 30 to 626 and encodes 198 amino acids.